This is a messenger RNA of Eremothecium sinecaudum, 1059 nucleotides long. RefSeq names its product Std1p (gene STD1). The coding region runs from base 1 to 1059 and encodes 352 amino acids. The transcript has a single exon. Lineage: Eukaryota; Fungi; Ascomycota; Saccharomycetes; Saccharomycetales; Saccharomycetaceae. The record is from RefSeq and is a predicted model, not a curated record.
AUGUUUGUAUCGCCGCCAUUGCCAUUAGGCUUUGGACGAGUCUUACCGAGAUUGCGGGGGAAAGUGACUGAAGGUGAAUUCGAUGUACAGAAGGAAUCUCCAUCAUCUAGUACUCCUGAAAUACCUUUUGUGACGCCGCAACUAGAUUUUACUAAGGGACCGGGAGAUGAACUUCGAAAGAGGCUGCAGCUGGCACCGCAGUGUGACUUCGUUUCCUUCUCAGAUACGGAGAAGACUUCAUCUGCCCUCUUAAAUAUCUCCGAAAGUACAGAUACUACAGAUCGUAGUACUAUUGAGGAUUCUGUGUUAUCAAAAAGUGAGGUUGAUUCAGUAAUAUGGCUUGAGGACGCACUCCCGCGCAGAUACGACGACAUGUACGACCCAACAGUGUUUAUGAAUAACGAACUUUUCCCAAAUGGUCGCCCAAAAUUCACAAAACGCGCUUUGCUUGACUGGGACCUGAACGAUAUUCGUUCUCUGCUGAUAGUCGAGUCCAUGCGUCCGGAAUGGAAUGGGGUUAUGCCAAAAGUUCGCGUACUACAUAAUGAGGAUGCCAGAACCCCGCCAUUCAGAUUGGUACUGCUUCCUCUCGACGCACCGGACGAUGUUAUCGUUGCUACCCUUGUUGUAUCCGAUAUAUACUUGGAAGCCAAUCUAAAUUUCGAAUUCAAACUCACUAGUGCCCGGUACAUUGUCUCCGCAGCGCGUCGCCGUCAUCAACAACUGACAGGCUCCAAUGAGCCGAUAAUGCAUCUAUCUAAGCCCGAAUGGCGCAAUAUAGUGGAAAACUAUCUGUUGAAUCUUGCGGUGGAGGCACAAUGUCGGCACGAUUUUAAAUAUGCGUACUCACAAAAACGGUGCGCGCUGCGGCAGCGGUUUGUAAAGAGGCCAGAUAUGCCACCACCCUCUACAAAGCCUCGUCCGUUUGCUCGCCGAGCUCAAACGGAGCGUGCAAAAUUCCGUCUAAGUCGCGCAGAACAUGCGAGGUUAUGGUCGGAAUGCCAGACAGCGGUAUACCGCCGCCUGGGCCUCGACUGGGUUCCUGAUGGGCAAACAUAG